Messenger RNA from Striga asiatica, 1209 nucleotides. The record is from the annotation of a GenBank genome assembly. Lineage: Eukaryota; Viridiplantae; Streptophyta; Magnoliopsida; Lamiales; Orobanchaceae.
CACACACACACACGCACGCACACAGUAACGCACACAUAGACACACACGAUCUCUCUCUCUCUCUCUUUCUAUGCUGAAGGCGAAGGUCGGGAAGCGACGCCGGCGACAAGUCCUGUACCUCCGUCGAAGCAUACGACCUCUCUCCCUCUGACGCCCGAUUUCCGGCAAAUCCGUAUCCGUUCGCGGCAGACAAGGACGACUCUUUUUUGCUUAUCUUAUUUGUUAUUUUACAUGUUCUUAAUGAAUCUUCAAAAUCUUCAGAUGUGUUUGUAAAAUCCAAAAAUUCUGAAGGGUGAAUGAGCAUCUUUCAACACUUUUGGUUUCACUUUUUAAGUACAUUUGUUUGUGGUAGGUCACGAAAUAAAUGGAGGUGCCUAAUUAUGAUUUACCAUUCUGUACAGGAAACCAGCACCAUGACAAGUCUGCUCAAAAAAUCCCUUCAAUACGCAGGAGAUGUAUUGUUGAAAUCUCCUCGUGCCACUGUCUUUAUGGGUAAGUUAAGGUUAUUAAUGUUAAGUGUGUGUAUGUGUGUAUUUGCUCAUUAUAUUAAUCUAUUCUUUAGAAAAUUUGGUGAUAUACGUUGGUGUGCCUGGCGUUGCGACUGCCUACAUUCCUUACAUGUGAGUGAUAACUUUUAUUUCCCAGCCUCACCACCUUUAGUCCUUUUGUUCAACUUACUCUCCUACCUUAGCAUGAAUUGUCAUUGGAAACAAGAAAAGCAAGAAUGCCAAGUUUUGAUCAACAAUCGUAUAAAAGAGUUGGAUUGCUUGAGGAAGAAAAGGGAGGAAGCGGAGCGUUCUAUUGACAGGUUUCUACUAGCAGAAGUCACGUGUGAAAAUGCGAAGAGCAGCUAGUGGAGACUGCAAGUUAGAUGUAAUUAUUCUAGUACUUGGCCGAACGUAUGUUUUUGUGGACAUGGGGUGCGAAAAUGUGUUAAACUAGCACCUCUGCUUGUUUGGUCUUAUGCAGUGGUAUAAAUAUUUAGUCUGUCUUGUGUUUUCCACCUAAAUCUUUGGAUUCUUGUACUUCCUGGUCUUAUGUUGGCCUUUCUUAUUAUCUUUAGUGACCUUUUUUUUCGGAUAUUAUUGUUUGUAGUAUUGUCUGGGUUAAAUGGAAGUAUGUCACAGUUGAAUGACAUACAAAAUAUUAGAAUGAUGUAGGAAAUCUGCAAAAAUGACGAGCAAAAUAAAUAACUAAAUUGAUCAUUGA